This is a messenger RNA of Penicillium macrosclerotiorum, 1326 nucleotides long. Its product is annotated as questin oxidase family protein. The transcript has 5 exons. The record is from RefSeq and is a predicted model, not a curated record. Gene Ontology annotation, molecular function: oxidoreductase activity. NCBI's taxonomy places the organism in Eukaryota, Fungi, Ascomycota, Eurotiomycetes, Eurotiales, Aspergillaceae. The coding region runs from base 1 to 1326 and encodes 441 amino acids.
AUGGCGACCGCAACGAAGAUUCACUUGUCGCCUGUGACGGACGCGGGCAUCUAUAGCUCGGGAGUGAGGGAGGACGCGGCGCGCACGGCCAGCGAGAUUCUGCAGGAUGAUAUGACCAGCCAUCAUGUGUUCUUCAAUGACGAAGGCUUCCAUAAUCACAUUGUGCACCAUAUCCUGAGCAUCUACGCUCUCGGCGCAUCGCCUGAGAACAUCCAGUCUGCGUAUAAGAGGAACAAGAGCUAUCAGAGGCCUGUCCUGCCCACCGACUCGAGUAUUAUUCAGGGGAUGGCCGAUUCGGCCAAGUUCCAGGAAUAUCUGGGUAACGAAAAGCAUUACCCUAAUUAUCUAUCGUUCUUCCAGCGCGAGCUCGAUGUCAAGGGCGUCGCGACCGUGCUGAAUGAAUAUGUCUUUGCAGAGGACAAGAGGGCAGAGAGUAUGCUAUGCCGGCUCUUUGGUGGACUCCUCCACCCGCUCAUCCAUCUGGGCUUCGGCCUCGAGUUUAACCAGCCUGCCAUCGUGGCGCAGGCGCUGGCACAGGCCGCAGUCCAUGAUGACUGGUUGGGCCGCACCUUCUUCUUGCCUGCGGAGCAGAUGGCCGGUGGAAUUGGAAAGCCAGGGCCGAAGUCGAUUCUACAACUACUAAGUGAUAUUCGACAGGACAAGACCCUAGUCCAGUCGGCGCAGUGGCGAGACGUGAAUAAGAUCCGAGACGGGGUUCUGCAUCGUGCUCCGCAGGAGAUGCUGGGAUACGCGGCCCAAUACACAGUCUCUGUCGACCACGUACAGGAGCGGUUGGCGGAUAUGAUCAAUGCCGUUGUGUAUUAUACCAGCACCUCCCAGCGGCCUACGAAAGCCGUUAUCCUGGACUUUUUCUUCAUCCACUGCGUGAAUUCAUCUAUCUUUUUCUCAAAGAUUGUACAGCUCCAGUUCUUGAAUCAGCGGACAAAGCUGCGCCUAAUGGAAUGGAAGGGCCGCAUGGAUCUGUUGAUGUACGUGUCGCGCGGCUCGCCCGAACUUCUGCAAGACGAAGUCGCCCGCUACCCGGCACAAAAGGACUGGCCAACCCUCUUUUCCCGAAGUGUGGCAUACUCUGCCGACGACGGGCACUUAGUCAAGUUUGUCCGCGCCGUGGCUCAUGGGCAGCAGGUGUGCCGAUCUUACGAGAGCCAGGGAUCCCAAGUCAUGCCGGUGUCUGGGGAUAUGUGGCUUCGCAUUGGAAACAUGGCUAUCGACUCCACUGUUGAGGAUGAGAAUCGGUCUAUGUGGAUCCGCUCCACAGGUUUUGAUGAGGCAUGGGAACAUGUCGCUGGGCGCGCACGGCUGUGA